Molecule: messenger RNA, 858 nt
Organism: Paraphaeosphaeria sporulosa
Lineage: Eukaryota; Fungi; Ascomycota; Dothideomycetes; Pleosporales; Didymosphaeriaceae
Exons: 3
Coding region: 1-858 (285 amino acids)
Biological process (GO): glucan catabolic process
Source: RefSeq, a predicted model, not a curated record
AUGUUUGGUCAUAAAAAGGAGCCGGAUACCAGCUUCACUCAGGGUUUUGCCCAAUACGUCAGCUCGGAUGAGGCCACAGCGAUGGGCCUUGCAAGCAUUGUAGACAAUAAAGCGCACAUCGGUGUCGACACAAACAAUACAUACGACCUGGGAAGCACCGGAAGAAAGAGUGUCCGCCUGCAAAGCUAUGGAACCUUCGAUCAAGGCCUCCUCGUAGCAGAUCUUGCCCAUGUGCCGGUAGCAGGCUGUGGGCAAUGGCCGGCUUUCUGGGUCUACCGCGGCGAGCAAGCCGAAGGCUACUCCGAGAUCGACAUCCUUGAGAACGUGGACAAAUCGACCGCCAACACGCACUCUUUCUACACGUCGGAGGAGUGUAGUGUAAAUUUCGAUGUUGGCAACCCGUUGAAGACCGAUAACUGCCACUACAAUCCACAGGGAGAAGGCCUACAGGGAUGCAGCUUCGGAGCCGAAGAGGGAACCUUCAACCAGGCGUUCAACGAACAAUACCAGGUGAUCGCACUGCAGGUGGAGACCGAUACUAUGAGGAUAUGGCACUUUAGAAAGGAUGAGAUCCCGGCUGAUCUGAAUGCUGGCACUCCGGACCCAUCCACUUGGAAGACGCCGACUGUCGCGCUUUCGCCUAAGAGCUGCGACUUCCAGAAGGCGUUCAGCCAGUUCAAGAUUAUCAUCAACAUUACCUUCUGUGGCAGCUGGGCUGGGGGAGCUGACAGCUGGAACGAGCAGUGUGCUGCUGAGACUGGCACCGAUUGCAACAGCUGGGUUGCGAACAACCCCGACGACUUCAAGGACACCUUCUUUGAGUUCAACUCCGUGAAGCUGUACCAGCGUACCGCUUAG